ACCUGAUUUCACAAUACGAACGGCGCACACCAUCAACGACCUAAAAAUUAAACAAUACAGUAUUUACUCAAAUCAUAGAGAAGAGAAUAUAAAUAGAAGAAAAAUCACUUUCAAACGAUCCGUAAACAUUUGACGCCACUAAUGGAAGGAGAGAAGAAAAGGAAGAGAACCGUUAAUGGGGCAGAUCGGAGAAGAGAAGUUGCAGCGCCGUCAGAGGCGGAGGUUGAAGAGUUCUACGCCAUAUUGCGAAGGAUGCACGUCGCCGUUAAGUAUCUCCAAAAGAGUGCUCCUCACGUUAAUGUACCAAACAGGUUAACGGCGAUGGAGACUGAUCCCAAUGGUGUUGGACGGAAUAUUGUACGAAAUGGAGGUUUGGAACUGGAUCUUAACACCGUGCCAGAACCGGAGACUAACGGCGUUUAACCUGAAGCCAACGGAGUAUUGCAUUUUACACGGUUUGCAUCUUAUGUACAGCGAAAUACUACUUGUUUCUCACUUCUUCUUCUUUUGUCAAACAGACAUUUUUUCUUUUUCAAGUACGCAUAGAAAUUACUUCAUUUAUCUCAAUUUAUGUGGUACGUUUUGUUUUUAUCGAGAUUUAAUCUAUUACAACUUAUAGUAUUUUGUUAUGAAAUAUCAUGUAUAUUACGGUGAAUGUUCAUAACUCUCAAGUAGUUAUUCCCACUACUUUCUCCA
Messenger RNA from Lycium barbarum (goji berry), 696 nucleotides. RefSeq lists its product as uncharacterized. The record is from RefSeq and is a predicted model, not a curated record. NCBI's taxonomy places the organism in Eukaryota, Viridiplantae, Streptophyta, Magnoliopsida, Solanales, Solanaceae. Gene Ontology annotation, biological process: regulation of systemic acquired resistance. The transcript has a single exon. The coding region runs from base 142 to 423 and encodes 93 amino acids.